This is a messenger RNA of Trypanosoma cruzi, 1035 nucleotides long. RefSeq names its product trans-sialidase, putative. The record is from RefSeq and is a predicted model, not a curated record. The annotation marks the transcript as partial. The transcript has a single exon. Gene Ontology annotation, molecular function: exo-alpha-sialidase activity. NCBI's taxonomy places the organism in Eukaryota, Euglenozoa, Kinetoplastea, Trypanosomatida, Trypanosomatidae.
UGGGCGGUGUGGCCCGUUGGCAGUCAGGUGGAGAAUCAGCUGUACCACUUUGCGAACUACAACUUCACUCUUGUGGCGACGGUGUCCAUCCACAAGGUGCCGGAGGGAGAUAACACUAUUCCUUUGAUGGGUGUGAAGAUGAAUGGUGAACAAGGGAAAUUUUUUGGGUUGUCGUACGAGAAGGAAAAGAAAUGGAAGUUACUGUGCGGUGACGGAACGAACGAGGAGCUCAGCAGCAUUGGGGAACCUGAGGCAACACACCACGUGGUAAUUUUGCUACGAAAUGGCAACCAGAGCUCCGCGUACGUCGACGGUCAGCGUGUGGGGAAUGGACAAUGUGAAUUGAAAGAUAUGGAAUCGCAAGACAUCUCACACUUCUACAUUGGAGGGGAUGGAGGCAGCACAGAGAAUACAGAAAGCCGAGAAGGCGUGUCUGUGACUGUGAAGAACGUCCUGCUGUACAACCGCCCGUUGAGUGACAAUGAGAUUGGCGUCCUUAACCCAAAUAAAGUAGCCAUUCAACAUUUGAAGGAUAAGUCGUCGGAGCCUUCAACAGUUUCUUCUGAUUCCGUUAAUCCUAACACCUCUCCGGUUACCGCAGAUGCUCAGCAAACCGGAACUUCGUCUACUCCUGACGGAAAACAUCUGACGGAACAGGGACAGUCGAUGGGGAGCAGUAAUGCGGGCAGUGGCGGUGCAUCCACAACAGCGGUGUCCACUAUAACUACUCCUUCAGCAGGAGAGGAGUCCGUAAUGCAGGUGGCGUCAGAAUCAUCUUCUGAUGGAACUCAAACUGUGGGUGGCGGUUCUACUGCUGAUGGCGAGCCAACGGUGGAGACAAGAGAAGGAGGAACGAAUGAACAGGAGGAGGAGGUUAAUACACAGCUCGGGGAAGUAAAUGCCACGACACUCAGCAGCAACCUCGGAAAUGUGUCGCAAGAAAAUAACAGCGAUGCCGGCACCAUGUGUGGGAGCGGACUGCUGCCAUCGCUGCUUCUGCUUCUGUUGGGACUGUGGGUGUUUGCGGCUCUGUGA